AUGGAGCCACGCCCUCAUGAUCCGAAUCUGUCAGAGACCCUGCAGCCUCUCAUCGAAAUAGAUGAGUUCUUUCUCGCUGAGAAGAUGAAACAGGCUGUAAAUUUGGUCUCUGAGCUGAAAGCCCAGGGAAAGCGAGUGUUGAUCUACGUCAGGGAGAACUCGACCGCAACUAAAUUGAACGAAAAGAUGCGCGCCCACGGACUGAACUCCCAUGAAGUUGCCACCAUCUGGGCAAGGCCUGAGUGUCGUAAUAUCAUCUUUAAUUUUAACGACGCCAACCACCCUACCGACGUGGUCAUCACGACAUUUGCAACACUCAAGGCUCCAGGGCCCAGAUUCUAUGGCGCCAGCCGCCACGGUAUUUUUCUUGAGAUUGCCGAAGACCUGGAGGACUACAUCCUAGCUACCCGUGGCCUGUACAGCAUCAGUCGGACGCAAGCGGCCGAGUGGACUAGCUAUUACGUUCGAGAAACACUCGACAUGGUACGCGAUCUUGCUAUGGCACGCAAGGCGGUGUCGAGAAUAGCUCGUAAUCCAGCUGUGUAUCCCGAAAUCACGGGUGACCUGAGAGGCAUUCUCGCUUUCUACGAGGUCGCCCUUGCGAUGGGCCAUGCUGUGAGCCUUUUCUACUUUGCCGUUGCCAAGUUUCUCAGGGAAAACGCUUCAGCUGCCGCCAAGUUCAAGAAAAGCACCAUGGCUCGGAUCGCCAGGAGCUGGAGGCCUGGGCAGGCACUGACCAUGGAUCACGUUAAUCUCAAGCUUCCGGCGAUUGACGAUGGCGUUGUCUUGUACAAUUAUGUAAACGACGGAUACAAGCAACAGUUGUGA
This is a messenger RNA of Fusarium redolens, 828 nucleotides long. RefSeq lists its product as uncharacterized. The transcript is spliced from 3 exons. The record is from RefSeq and is a predicted model, not a curated record. Bases 1 to 828 code for a protein of 275 amino acids. Lineage: Eukaryota; Fungi; Ascomycota; Sordariomycetes; Hypocreales; Nectriaceae.